This is a messenger RNA of Pseudogymnoascus verrucosus, 1059 nucleotides long. RefSeq lists its product as uncharacterized. The record is from RefSeq and is a predicted model, not a curated record. NCBI's taxonomy places the organism in Eukaryota, Fungi, Ascomycota, Leotiomycetes, Thelebolales, Thelebolaceae. The transcript has 2 exons. The coding region runs from base 1 to 1059 and encodes 352 amino acids.
AUGAGAAUCUUCCACAAUUCAGUAGUUCAAACCAAUCCAGCUCCAAACCCUGGUUUGGAAGACGAAACAAUUACCUUCCGCAACGGAGAGCCCGGGCAAGCCAUCGUGGGACGAGAUUUUUCAAGACUCUUCGCAGACAUCGUGUGUGAACAAGCACGACAGUAUAUGAACAGCUACCCUGGCAAUCAUGCAUCGCGAUGCAAUACACCAUACCAUACCUGGUUUGGGGAGUUAGCACGAGGAGAAAUUCAAUUCGAAGAUGGCCUUGGAGAGGACUCUGACGUUUUGUCCCAUCGACUCUCGAUGAUUAAGUUGGCAACGGAGAUGAAAAAUUAUCUAGGCCUGUCGAUUAAAGAUGCACAUCUAUUUGAUGUACUUUCAUGGGAGAGAAGAAUUGUAGCAGAAAUGUACUGUAACAAACUUAUGAGGGAAAAAGCACCAUGGGCACGUUACACGGGCAUCGUAUCACUGAUUCGUCACCCGAAUAUUUUCGAUUCACCGGUCGGUCUCUUCUACACUAAACCCUCGGAAUAUCUGGCGAUCGCUUUCUACGGCACGGGUCGCUCAAUGGUACAGAUAGCUAGUGAUAUUGAGAAGCUGGCUUCAUGGAGAGCUGGAGAAUAUGGAUCCACUGCUUCAGGACAGGCGCUCCCUGAAAACUUUGCGAGCAUAGUAGCCGAACAAGCCAGACAAUAUUUGGAAAGCUUCCCUGGCAAUGAUGCAUCAGGAUGUAAUCCGCAGCAUAGUUGGUUUCGGCGCCUGGCUGAAGGGCAGACUGCAGAUAGAGAGCACCUCCAAGCCUUAUUUGAUGAGCUACGGUACAGAAAUAUGCUGACUAGAGUAGCCACGAGGUGUAAAAACUACCUUGGGCUAUAUAUAGAAGAUGCCCAUCUCUUCGACACCUGGGCAUGGUUACAAGAACAAGAGCCGAAUGAGCAAUGGGAUCGCUACUCGAAAAUCCACGAUGCGAUUUUUGAUGCAUCAGUUUUCGGCCACCCAGCACCAAAUCAAGGCUUCUUUUUUGCAAAGCCUACAGAGUAUUUAGCAAUUGCCUUGUAG